This is a messenger RNA of Geodia barretti, 3183 nucleotides long. Lineage: Eukaryota; Metazoa; Porifera; Demospongiae; Tetractinellida; Geodiidae. The record is from the annotation of a GenBank genome assembly.
AUGGCCACAUACGGCACCGCAGCGCAAGUUGGAGGAAAGCAGAGAUACAUUGAGUCGUUCUUCGUGUGUGUUAAGCGGGGAGACCUGAGAUACCUCACUGAGCUGCUCACCAAAGAUCCUGAAGCCAUCAACGCUCGAGAAGAGACAGGGCAGACACUGCUACACCAUGCCUGCGCCCUGGGCCAGCUUGAAAUCGUCAUCUAUCUUCUGAACAGGAGGGACUGCAGUGUCAGCGAACAAGAUGACAUAUACCAACACACUCCUCUGCACAUGGCGUGCAUGUACAACCAAAACAGAGUGGUUGCUGAGCUGCUCAAGAAACUUUCUUCAGUUGAAGGCGGUGUCUGCAUACAAGACAAGUUUGGUUGGACGCCACUCCAUCACGCGGCGCGGAACGGAAACGUGGAACUGUGCAAGUUGCUGGUUGCCAACGACUGCAGACCUCACAUCCCAAAUGAGCUGGGGAAGACGGCGUGCCACUAUGCUGCCGAGAAGGGUCAUCUGGAUGUUCUCAAGUAUCUCUACGACUACGUCGAGAGAAUUGUGUCCCCUCCAGUGAUACCUGACGAGGGUGUCCCUCCCACUAAACCAACUCUCCUCCAUUGUGCUGCUCUAGAGAACCAGACGGCAGUUGUUGAAUGGCUACAAGGCAGAGUUUAUCCUCCACACACAAAAUGUCGCAGAAUCCUAGAUCUCGACGGCAGGAAGACGAGAGAUGAGUAUGCAGAGGAUGUUGCCUCGUGUCGUGGGCACAGCGCUCUCAAGGGGAUCCUUGCAUCCUACAGACAGCAAUACGAGGGAUGGAUAAGAGACAUUCGAAGUGACACGGUGCCUUUGGAUCGGAUAAAGCUCUGUAUCUGUGGUCACGCUCGUGUGGGGAAGUCCGCCAUGAGGGAAUCGCUCAGUGCCCCCUUCCUCAGGCAGAUGCUGGGCAUGACGGUACCGGUCUCACCAGAAGACGGUUCGACCCAGCACACUUACGGCAUCGACAUUCGCAUGAUGCACCUAUCUGCCAAAGACUUCUUCAACGUAUGGGACUUUGCUGGACAGGUUGACAACUUCAUCACGCACGACUUCUUCAUCUCGACGCAGAGCACUGUGUUCACCGUUCUAGUGAAACUGACUGACCCGAUUGAAGAACAGAGGUCACAGCUACUUCUCUGGCUUGGUUUCAUCAAAACCAGAAAUCUCGGUCAGAAACCCUUCAUCGAUAGUCCUCUGGAGCAAGACAGCGUUCCCAUGACGACACACCAGCAGCCACGGCGACGGUUGCUAACGGCGAGACAGAUGCAGCGGCCACAGAGGAAGAAGAAGGCUGCGGAACCCCUCGUGCGUUCAGUUUCCUCUCCUCUCCAGCAGAACGGAAUGGAGACGGGUGGAACAGGGAACGGGGAGGAGGAAGAUGCAGGGAAAGAGAAAGAAGAAUCUGGGGGUUCCGGCAAAGGGAGGGGGGCGGAAGAAAGUCAGGCCGAGGGGGCAGCAGGGGGGGCUCAAAAUCAGAACAGGAUUCCAAAACCGGCAGCAGAAAUGUACGGGAGCUACAUCGACCCAGUCCCCGUGCUGAUUGUGGGGAGUCAUUAUGACAAACUCGAAGGUCAAGGUGCAGCGACAGAGGCCGUGCGAAAGACGCAGCAACUGGUUGAUGAGCUGCGCGAGCAGUUCGAGGAAUACCUCAGCAUUUCCCCUCGUCUCUACCCCCUCAACUGCCUCUCGGCCGUGUCCAAGGAAAUCAAGGAUCUUAAAGAAAAACUCUGCGAAGUACGCUCCGAGCUCGUGGAGUUGCAGCCACGGUAUCCCCGAGUGAUGGAGAAAGUGGCGCGCCAGAUAGAGUCACUCAGAGGGGAACAGACCAACAUAAAGGUCUUGUCGUGGGACAAACUUCGUGACCUGGUCAAAAGCCAGAACCAACUUCUCUCCGAUAAACAGCUGAGCUACAUCUGCAAGUGCCUCACUGAUGCUGGAGUUGUGGUGUACUUUGAAGAGGGGAGCCCUGUCAAAUCACAUCAUCAUCGAUCCCGCCUGGCUGUGUAAAGAUGUCCUCGGGCAAGCCCUGGCUCCCGGGAGUUUCUCAAGGGCAAAAGGUUCCCUUUCGCGGAUGGGGUCACACGAAAUCUCAAAGGGGGUCGUCCAGGGAAAGCUGUCGCAGUUUCUCGAUCAUCAGCACAUCGACAUCAUUAUGCAGCUGCUGAGAGAUUUCGACCUCUGUCACUACAACCGUGACACCGACACGCUGUUUUUCCCGGCGUUCCUCAGCGAAGAGCUCGACCGUUCUCUCUGGACGAGCGACGUCCAGUAUCAGUCUUACAUCGGCCGUCGGUUGAUGUGCUCCGACGUAACCGACUCCUUUCCUCCCGGUUUCUUCUCCCGGCUUCAGGUCCAGGUUCUGAAUUCCCUGAGAUCUGAGCGAGUCCACGUGUUCAAGGGCAGCUUGCUGGUCCACGGGACUGGCUUCCAGUGCCUUGUUAGUAUCGGUGUACCUACACAAGCCUCGGGCCCGUCACCACCGCACCAGAGAGGCACACUCAACUAUCGUAGCGCCAUUACGAUCCAGGCACGAGCGUCGGAAGGCCAUCUCUUCAGCUGCUGUCAGAACCUCGACCUCAUCCAGACCAUGAUUGCUCAGCUGGUACGCGUGGCCUGCCCCACCAUCUUCCUCGAUCUCCUCAUCCUCAGCAGUUCCGAUCUUAAAGCCCACUCACCGAACCCCCACGCCUACACCAUAUUCGAGGUCAUCUCGGCUGAAUCUGGUGGAGACGAAGUCGUGAAUGAAGUCACCGGAUUCCGGGAUUCCCCUCUCGAUCUCCUCUACCUAGGAGACGAAUCGGUCCGCAAAACCAGCACCGGUCGUCACACGAAAGUGGCGUACCUCUCCGAGGACAUCAUUCAGAGAAUCGAAGAGCUGUUGGAAGACGGACCUAAGGACUGGAGAGACUUGGCACGGAAACUGGGACUGGACAAGUAUAUUCAGCUCCUGGAGAGUCAGAGUCCCCACUCCACACGACUUCUCUUGCUCAAAUGGGGGGAGAAGCCGAGAUGGACAGUCGAUAGUCUGCUGUAUGCUCUCAGGGGCAUUGGUAGAGAGGACGUCGUCAACUUUAUUAGGGCAAGAAUGAACCUACCGAGAAAGUAGCAAAAUUUGUAACAUGUUCAUGAACCUGAAUGCACUGAUGACAAUUAAGGGAG